This is a messenger RNA of Symbiodinium sp. CCMP2592, 1491 nucleotides long. NCBI's taxonomy places the organism in Eukaryota, Dinophyceae, Suessiales, Symbiodiniaceae. The record is from the annotation of a GenBank genome assembly.
AUGGAGGUAGUGUCGGUUCAAUCGACCGGCAUGCUGCCCUAUCAGACACCGACCGCAGAGGCAAUAUCCCCUACGACUGUCGUGCCCCAGCGUGCCUCAGCCGGCAUUUCGGGUGCAGGGGGCCACAGCACGAGCAGAGCAGGCCGAGUGGUGGGCGUUGCGGCUCUGAUGGCUUCCUGGCGCAUAGCAUCUCGCAGGGGCAAAGUCGCUCGAAAGGCUGACGAGCAGCCCUCUUACCAUGACAAUCGGUGCCUGCCCGACGGCACUCCGCUCGAGUCUGCUGGCAACAUGUCCAUUCGGCCCGAGCGACCACCGAAAGAACCUUUCGUCGCUCAGCCACAGUCCUACGAGCACGUCCUGGACGGAUGCCUACCAGACGGCACGCCUAUCUCCAAGUCCCGUUCCUACAGCGCUCAUAGUCAAGCUCUGGCGGAAGCAGUUCAAGAUUGCCUACCAGAUGGCACGCCGUUGGGGCAGGUCGGCAACCGAUUCAUCAAACCCCAGGCACCGCCCCCAACAACUCUGCCACGAGCCAGCCGAUUCAUCAAGCCCGAGCAGGCGCCAGGCAACCAAUCUAUCAAGCCGCAGAUGCAACCAACAGCACCGCCUCGAGUCAGCCGAUUCAUCAAGUCCGAGGAUCUUCCAAAACCUACGCCGUCACGUGCAUCGACUGGCCCAAGAUUGCCGGCUCCGAUGGAUCCGCUACAGGCUGCUCGUGAAGGGCCGGCCGUUCCGGAUAUUCAAAGUGCCAUGUCUUACCGCAACUUCGUCAGGGUGUCUCUGGAUGGCACACCUGGUGACACUCCACGCAAGGAUGCGGACCAAAAGAAGAACAGGACAGCAGAGAAGAACGCAGAUGCUGCUGCUGUUCCUGCUCUGUCGGACGACCCAACAAAGAAGGAGAUGGAAGCUGCGAUUGCAGCUCUGAACGCAAUGAUGGAGCUCCCCAGUGCGACGCCAGCGGCGCCGGAGCACAACCCUCCUCUCGUCGCAGCAGCCUUGGUGUCUGAGUUUGAGGACACCUCCGUUGCUGUUGCCGAAGCCGUCGUCGAGUCUGAGGACACCUCUCUUCUAGAUGAAGAAGUCGUGGUCUCCGAGUUUGAUGACGCCUCCCUACCAUGUGCGGUUGAACCCGUUGUUUCCGAGUCUCAGCACGCAGCGCUGGCGCCUCCCAGCACCAAGAGUGCCGUUGUUGACGAGGUUGUCACUGCCAUGAGGGAAAUGCGCGAGGAAGGUGACGCCAAGGUCGAGAAAGAGAACGAUGUCCCCAGUGAGCCGGCAUGGGAGGUUCCUGAAAGAUUGGCAGCCGCCGCGACCUUUGCUGCCUCCCUCGUUUUCGUGAACGCCGCUUUCUUCUCCGAUGUAGGGACCCAGAUCAGAUCGAGCCCAACCCCUGUGGCAGCCGUCCGACCAUCAGCGACGCUUCCAUCAAACCAGGGGCUAACAGGGGCGACUCUCCCUUCCGCACAGUUAGAAGGGAGUUUGAGCUGA